Conger conger (European conger) is the source of this 2843-nucleotide messenger RNA. RefSeq names its product zinc finger protein 488 (gene znf488). Gene Ontology annotation, biological process: regulation of DNA-templated transcription. Gene Ontology annotation, cellular component: nucleus. Gene Ontology annotation, molecular function: protein binding. Bases 570 to 2129 code for a protein of 519 amino acids. NCBI's taxonomy places the organism in Eukaryota, Metazoa, Chordata, Actinopteri, Anguilliformes, Congridae. The transcript has 7 exons. The record is from RefSeq and is a predicted model, not a curated record.
AGAGACACAUUUCUGAGACAUCUUCUCCACUCCAUAGUGCCACUGUCGAUUCAUCUACUUGAAUGACACAUGAAACCGCGGCCAUUUUAACUACGCUGCAAGCAUAUGUCAGAGGGAAGCUUGUCAAAAAACUGCCGCUCAUCAACUGCCAAGCCAGAGCACUCAACGGCGCAGGAGAGACGGCCUACCUUCUAUCGCUGAACUUGAAGCACAACCCAAGGCUCAUUGGAUGCCUUUCAAACGAGAUUGAGCAUCCCGUGGUGGUUGAGGAACAGAUUGUUCAUGAGAGAGUGAGAGAGAGACGGAGACAGACGGAGAGAUCUUUCCUCUGCUGGUUCCCCAGUGAUGCAUCCAGGUGUGGAACUUGUGCAGCCGACUCCACCGCCUGGACGCGAAUAAGUGUGUUGCUGAGCGACGCGAGUGGCAGUUUACGCCCAGACCUCGCGCCGCGAUCACUCUCGCUUCACAGUGGCCGGCAGACGGCGGAGGGCAGCCUUGCACCUGCUGCGGAUUGAGCAUCUCCUCGCCGUUUCUCCCCCUAAAGCGUCUCCCUAUCCAACCGCUCAAGCAUGGAGCUUGGUUUUUUGCCCCGCUCUCUUUGGGCAACGGACAACAAACUUCUCCAGCACCACGUUACGGAUCUUUUCACGAGUGUACACGUUACUAGGGACCUGUCUGCCGGAGCAUCUUUUGGUCCCUGCGUUCUCCAUAACACGUUUUACGACACCAUCGCCUUCAUCGCCUUGAAAUCCUGCGAGAAGAGAAGCAAAUCUUAUGUUUUCCGGGUAGACGCAGAGGCAGUCAAAAGUUCACCGUUGGUGCUUUCCUGGUUAAGGCUGGUGCAAGCGGCGAGCAACAAGGAGGAACAGAAUAUGGAGGCGUACCUAAGGAGCGGGCAGUUGUACUUUAGGUCCACGCGUAACAUACAAAAAGACGAGGAGCUGCUCGUGUGGUAUGACGAAGAACUCUCUCAUCUGCUGGGCUUCAGCGAGAUAAAGACACGAACGCUCACAGACGGAUUCAGAUGUACUAAAUGCGACCAGGCCUUCAGCAACGAGUAUCCCUUUCUGGCGCACUGCCGUUUUCUCUGUGCGCAAGUGAAAAACGACGCGCGCUGCCACGAACUCCACGAGCACAAAACGAUGGAAAUUAAAAGACAGCGAAGGGUCACCGACUUCCACAACAUCGCCCGAGAACUGGAGCACAAAAAGACCAACGAAGAAGCCAACAUGUCCCCACGGAAAAGGAGGCACGACGAACUCGAUGGUACAAAGGUGAAAAAACCCGUUUUACUGGAGAAAACCAACAUCAUAACUCACACCGUGCGAGAAGGCCAAACGGUACCCGAACUCGCGGCCUCCGUUAUGAAGCACAACGCGGACAAGUUUCUGUUUAAGAAUGAUCUCCCGGAAUGUAAACAAAGCGCGUUUACCGAGGUUAGGAGGAUAAAGGAGAGGCUGAAACAAGAGAGGUCCCCGGAGACGGAUGAUGGACCUGGGGUUGAGCAGACUGGGCAGGGCCGCGUACGAGCGGGCUCCAGUUUGCAGUCGGAUGGAAGCGCGUUCUCGUUCGUCCUGCCCAAGGGCACCCACGGCGAGCAAAAAAGCGCGUUCUGUAAACCAAGCAAAAAGACCACAAGCGACCCGGCCGUGCAUCCAGCCCAAGCGUUAAGCAGUCGCCCGGAGCGCUCGAAGGAUAUAGCGGAUGCGAUUGCGUCGAAGACUGUUUUGGGAUACGGCAGCUUGUUGGGAUCCAGUCUGUUGAACGGCGAGCUGUCGAGUAGACGGCACGCGCCGGCGCCGGCUGCCACGGUGAGCUCUUUCCCGUUCGCCUCAGACCAUUGGCACAGGCCUAUUGGAGUACCGGUCCAGGCCGCCUCGUCGCUCCCCCUGCUUCCUCCCACGUUCACGUCCUUCGGGGUGUCGGUGCAGAACUGGUGCGCCAAGUGCAACCUGUCCUUCCGCAUGACGUCGGACCUGGUGUUCCACAUGCGCUCGCACCACAAGAAGGAAUUCGCCGCCGAGUCGCAGGUGAGGAGGAGGCGAGAGGAGAAGCUCACCUGUCCGAUAUGUCACGAGUACUUCCGAGAGCGCCAUCACCUGUCGCGACACAUGACCUCUCACAAUUAAACUGCUAAAUUAAAGGGGGGGAUGACGCUGCCCGAGGUUAUGGGGAGACGGGGGAUACUUGCGGCGACUUGUGCUUAACAAUGUCAAAUUAAUUUGUGAAUGCAUCCGCACCGCUUUUGAUUUCCAUUGGCACACUGUGCAGCUGUCCUGGUUUCCGUUCAUGAUGUUAUUUAACGAAUAUUUCAUUUGUAUGCUGUGUACGUUUUAUCUGUUUAAACACGCCCGUGCUAUGCUUACUAAUGAUUAAGUCUAGAUCCUUGUUGUAAUCACUCAAAUAUAUUAACUUUAUGCGUCGGCGCAAUGCGCUCUCACUGAGCGCAUUGCGCGGACUCCUCGCUUAUUAAAAGUGUCCGUUAGAUGGCCCCAUACGCACACUUAACGUUGUGAAUGCACAUUUUCUUGCUGUGUGUAGGCAUACUGUGCAGAUCUUGUCGUUCAGGUUAGAUUAAACGCAUAGGCCUACUUAAAUUGUGCCUUAGGAAAGCAAGAGAGUGACUUCAUGAUAAGAUGAGAAAAUGAAUGAGAUGUAAUUAAUGUUCAAGUUGUAUUUUUAUUGUUUCCUCAUUUCUUUCUCAUGUCUGUUAUUCAUGUGUGUAUUUAAUGUCUGUCAAAAUAUUAGAAUAUUUUUUGUAUCUGUAGGCUGCUGGUAUUCAAUUUUGUUAUUUCUCAAUACAAAAUCUGAAAUUAUCUGUAAUUAAAACAUUUAAGGCAAAA